Messenger RNA from Contarinia nasturtii (swede midge), 1989 nucleotides. RefSeq names its product catalase. Gene Ontology annotation, cellular component: mitochondrion; peroxisome; cytoplasm. The coding region runs from base 363 to 1877 and encodes 504 amino acids. Gene Ontology annotation, molecular function: catalase activity; heme binding. The transcript is spliced from 3 exons. The record is from RefSeq and is a predicted model, not a curated record. NCBI's taxonomy places the organism in Eukaryota, Metazoa, Arthropoda, Insecta, Diptera, Cecidomyiidae. Gene Ontology annotation, biological process: response to hydrogen peroxide; hydrogen peroxide catabolic process.
GUCAUUUCAAACUCAAACGAGGUAGUCGACCACACAGCCACAAACAAGCAAAAACUGUCAAAAAGAUUACAACAUUAUCAGAUUGAAACCGAAGUGGAUUGGACGAAGAACGAGGCGUAAAAAGAAGAAAAGAAAAACAAAUACAGUAUAAAAGUGGAAUACACCGAUUGCAAGUGUUGUUUUAUUGAUACAACUUUUGUGCGGUGCAGAAGCUUUGCUGAACAGACCGGCGAUCAGUUUUUUUCACUACGAUUUCAAUUUUUGUUUACCCGUGUGUUUUUGUUUUUCCACAAAUUGAUUUGUAAAGAUUUGCGUGCCUUUUUUUUGCUAUUGCAAACAGUUUUGUUUUUAAAAUUGCAACAAUGUCUCGUGGACCGGCAGAGGAUCAAUUGAAUUUAUAUAAAAAAACAAUUAAGGAUGAAUCGACUGUAACAACAGCCACUGGGGCUCCAAUUGGUGUUAAAGAUGCAACUCAAUCGGUUGGACAUCGUGGACCAUUACUUCUUCAAGAUGUUAAUUUCUUGGAUGAAAUGUCACAUUUCGAUCGUGAACGUAUUCCGGAGCGUGUGGUUCAUGCAAAAGGUGCUGGUGCCUUUGGUUACUUCGAAUUGACCCAUCCGGAUAUUCAAAAAUAUUCGGCAGCAAAGGUGUUCAAUGCGGUGGGCAAGAAAACACCAGUUGCAAUUCGUUUUUCAACCGUUGGCGGUGAGAGCGGUUCAGCCGAUACGGUUCGUGAUCCACGUGGUUUUGCUGUAAAAUUCUAUACAGAUGACGGUAUUUGGGAUUUGGUUGGCAAUAAUACACCGAUUUUCUUUAUUCGUGAUCCGAUCCUAUUUCCCAGUUUUAUUCAUACACAAAAACGAAAUCCAGCCACUCAUUUAAAAGAUCCGGACAUGUUCUGGGACUUUAUUUCAUUGCGCCCGGAGACAACACAUCAAGUGUUGUUUUUGUUCUCGGAUCGUGGCAUACCCGAUGGCUAUCGUCAUAUGAACGGAUACGGUUCACAUACAUUCAAGCUUAUCAAUGAUAAAGGUGAACCAACUUACUGUAAAUUCCAUUUUAAAACCGAUCAAAAGAUCAAGAAUUUACCAGUUGAUCGUGCCAAUGAUCUAUCGGCCAACGAUCCGGACUACAGCAUUCGUGAUUUAUACAAUGCAAUUGCAAAAGGUGAUUGCCCAACAUGGUCGUUCAAAAUUCAAGUUAUGAGCUACGACGAAGCCCAAAAGGCAUCAUUCAAUCCAUUUGAUGUGACCAAAGUUUGGCCACAGGCCGAAUAUCCAUUAAUCCCAGUCGGAAAAAUGGUUUUGGAUCGCAAUCCAAACAAUUACUUUGCUGAGGUUGAACAGAUUGCAUUCAGUCCAGCCAAUUUGGUGCCAGGCAUCGAACCAUCACCAGACAAAAUGUUGCAAGGUCGUUUGUUCUCAUAUUCGGAUACGCAUCGUCAUCGUUUGGGACCAAAUCAUUUACAAUUGCCCGUCAAUUGUCCAUAUCGUGUUUCGACGAAGAAUUAUCAACGCGAUGGUGCUAUGUGUUUCACCGAUAAUCAAGCCGGCGCACCAAAUUAUUACCCGAACUCAUUUUGCGGACCACAAGAAUCCGAACGCGUCAAACAACUUAAUCCACCCGAACGUAUUACUGGUGAUGUUCAACGCAUUAGCACUCAACAUGAAGAUAAUUUCUCACAAGCAAGCAUUUUCUAUAACAAAGUUUUGGAUGCUGAUGCAAAAACUCGAUUGGUUAAUAACAUUUCCGGACAUUUGGCUGGUGCAUCACCAUUCAUUCAGGAGCGUGCUGUUAAAAACUUUACACAAGUCAGUAGCGAUUUGGGUAGUCGCAUCGCAACAAAUCUUAAACUCAAAACCUCAGCCAAUUUGUAAGCAAUAUAUUGCACAAAUGAUCAAAACGUUUAAAUGAUUCUAUCGAUUUAAAAAAAAAAGAAUAUUAAAAUAAAAAUACGACAAAAAAAAACACGUCUAUUCUAAUUCUAAA